This is a messenger RNA of Musca vetustissima, 2805 nucleotides long. RefSeq lists its product as uncharacterized. The coding region runs from base 1 to 2805 and encodes 934 amino acids. The transcript has 3 exons. Gene Ontology annotation, biological process: DNA integration. Gene Ontology annotation, molecular function: nucleic acid binding; zinc ion binding. Lineage: Eukaryota; Metazoa; Arthropoda; Insecta; Diptera; Muscidae. The record is from RefSeq and is a predicted model, not a curated record.
AUGGAAGAAGCUGCAAAUCAAAGUUUUAAUGUUGCUCCAGUAACAGUGCUUCAAUCGUCGAAUGUGCCGGAAUUCAACCCUAAUGUGGAGUCGUGGAACGUUUGGAAGGAGAGAUUGGACAUUCAUUUUUUUGAAAUUAACUGUUCGGACGAGAACACCAAAAAGUCAAUUUUGUUGAAAUCAAUUGGUGCUGUGCCGUACAGAGUUUUGCAUAGUUUAUGCAGUCCGGAGUCUCCAGUGUCCGUGUCGUAUAAAAAGCUGUGUGAGAUUUUAGAUACACAAUAUACCCCACCAACUAUUGUAUUUAGUGAGCGGAAGAAGUUUCAUUUGUGUAGCAAAGCUGAAAAUGAGUCGGUUGCUGAAUGGUAUGCUCGUGUAAAAACAUUAGCACUCAAUUGCAAGUUUGGUGUCAGCUUGGAUGCAUUUGUACUUAAUCAAUUUGUUAUGGGUUUGCCAAAUUUCAUCUUUGAACGAUUGUGUGAAGAAGAUGAAACCCUAACAGUACAAAGUGCAUUAAGAAAGGCUAUGAUUUUGGAAACGAAGCAUAUGGCAAAGGCAGAGGAGAAAAGUCAAUGCACUGUAAAUUUGGUUAACGGUCAGAAAUAUGCAAAAAAUCACUAUGGUGGUGGUGGCAGAGGCAGCACUGGCAGUGGUAAUAGAGAUGGUGGUAGCAGCAGCAGCAAACGUAACAACAAUAGCAGAGACAACAAUAGCAGAGACAGCAAGAGCGGCGGUGGCAAGAAAUAUGCAUGUUCUCAUUGUGGUUGGAGAAAUCAUAGUUCUCAGUCUUGCAAAUAUAAAGAGAGCAGAUGUCAUUCGUGUGGAAAAAUUGGUCAUUUGGCAUCGGUCUGCUAUAGUAGGAAAAAGAGUGUAAAUUAUGUAUCGAAUGAAAUUAAUGACGUUGAGAGUGAUGUUCAUGAAUAUAACAAUGUUUUCGAUUAUUCUAUUUUUAGUGUGGCUGAGAAAGAAAAUGGUGAUGUGUAUUCUCUGGAUGUUGUUGUUGAUGGUGUGGAACUGAAGGCAGUGUGUGAUACAGGUGCACCAUGUACGUUGUUGCCGAUUUCAUUUUUGGAAGAGAACGGAAUUAAGAGAAAAUUGAGAUCGUGUAAAGUGCCAUAUGUAGAUUACAAUGGUGUUAAGCUGAAGUUGGCUGGUGAAUAUGAUGCAAGUGUAACGUAUAAAGGUAAUACCAAAUCAGUAGUGGUAGUUGUUGUUGUUACGAAGAAUCCUCCGUUGCUUGGUCGAUCGUUUUUACGAGCUUUUAAUUUUGAAUUAUUACAAGUUAACAACAUUCAAGUCUCUGAUAUGAACAUGACAAUUGUUAAUCAGUUGAAAAAUGAAUUCAAUGGAGUUUUUGAUGGUAAAUUGGGAAAGUUUAGUGGAUGCACAAUUUCCCUACAAGUUGUUAGUGACGCAGUACCAAUAUUUUGCAAACCAAGGCCAUUGCCACUAGCUUGGAAAGAACGAGUUGAAAAACAUUUACGUCAAUUAAUUGCCUCAGACGUCUUGGAACCCAUAGAUAAUUCGGAUUGGGGUACUCCCCUUGUUCCUAUUUUAAAACCCAAUGGUGAUUUGAGGAUUUGUGGUGAUUAUAAGGUCACAUUGAACAAGUUUUUGGUUGAUUUCAAGUAUCCUCUACCUAGGAUUGAUGAAAUUUUUGCUUCGUUGGAAGGUGGUGAAGUUUUCACCAAACUAGAUCUUUCAAAUGCUUAUAAUCAGCUUGUUCUAGAUGACGAUUCUCAACUUUUGUGUGCGUGGAGUACUCAUAUUGGAACCUUAAAAGUUAAACGUUUACCCUUUGGUGUGAAAACAGCGGCAGCAAUUUUUCAAAAGACUAUUGAGAAUUUGUUAAGAGAUAUUCCGUGUGUUGUGGUUUAUCAGGACGACAUAACCGUUACUGGAAAGAAUUUGAGUGAACAUAUUUCGACGUUAAGGCGUGUAUUAGAGAAGCUACAGUCUUCGGGAUUAAAACUUAACCCUAGUCCUGAGAAAGGAAUUUUGAUACCAUGGGAGCCCUGUGGUUCAGUAUGGAAACGUAUUCACGUUGAUUUUGCUGGUCCAAUUAAAAACUUUCAUUUUUUGGUUGUUAUCGAUUCUUAUUCUAAAUUUGUCGAAGUUUUUAAGACAAAGGACAUAACAUCUUCUUUUACAAUAAGAAAACUAAGAGAACUAUUUUGCAGUUUAACUGCACCCGGACAUCCAUCCACAAAUGGGCAAGCCGAAAAUUUUGUCAAAACGCUUAAAAAAUCUAUCUAUGCAAAUUUGGAUGGUAACAGAGACGCCAAUAUUGAUCAGAUUUUAUGCCGAUUCUUAAUGGACUAUCGAAAUAUGAUCCACUGCAGUACUGGUGAGUCACCGGCAAAAAUAUUUUUCGGGAGAGAGCUCAAGACCCGAUUCAGCAAUCUUAAACCUCCUACCAUAAAAGAAAAAUUAAAGCUUUCGCAAGAGAAAAACAUAAUACAUCAUAAAGGAAAACGCAAUGCAACUUUCCAUGAAGGUCAAAAGGUUAUGGUUCGAGAUUACCGAAAUCCCAAUAAACCCAGUUGGACACAAGCUACAAUCACACAACAACUCGGACCUCAAUCUUACUCGUGUACAUUAAGUCACAAUAAUAACAACAUCAAACGUCAUUUAGACCAAAUCCGAGGCAGUUCUGUACAACAGCUGUCCAACGACAUCACGAUUCCAUCCAACAACAACGACAACAAUGCUAUAGUCACACCUCCAUCAAUAACUGAAGAUACUUCACAAACCACAAGAAAUCUCAGACCUCGAGCAGGAGGAAAAGUCGUUAAAAAAAACUAA